Sphaerodactylus townsendi is the source of this 3198-nucleotide messenger RNA. RefSeq names its product plasminogen receptor with a C-terminal lysine (gene PLGRKT). The transcript has 5 exons. The coding region runs from base 224 to 667 and encodes 147 amino acids. Gene Ontology annotation, cellular component: plasma membrane. Gene Ontology annotation, biological process: positive regulation of plasminogen activation. NCBI's taxonomy places the organism in Eukaryota, Metazoa, Chordata, Lepidosauria, Squamata, Sphaerodactylidae. The record is from RefSeq and is a predicted model, not a curated record.
ACUGGACAUGCCAAAUUAAAGACAGGAAACGAAGAGGCGUGCUCUAUUGCAGGCUUUUUCCUAUUACAACCGGAAGUUUAUCAAGUCAGGUGUUUCGCUGGCCAACUUUCCCCAGUUUACACACGGAAGGGAGCAAAGGUGCAGACACUCGCGAGCCAAGAACCGAGGCAGUAGUUGUAGUUGCAAACCUGCGACGACUCGAGGCUGAGUGCAGGAGGUUAAAAUGGGAUUCAUCUUUUCAAAGUCAAUAAAUGAAAAUAUGAAGAAUCAGCAGGAAUUCAUGCUCAUGAACUCUAGACUCCAGCUGGAAAGACAACUGCUGAUGCAAAAUCAGAUGCGAGAGAGGCAAUUGGCUAUGCAAAUUGCUUGGUCAAGAGAAUUUCUCAAGUAUUUUGGGGCAUUUUUUGGACUUGCAGCUGUGGGUCUUACAACUGGGGCUAUUAAAAAUAAGAAGCCUGGACUUUUUCUUCCAAUGGUUCCUUUAAGCUUUAUCCUUGCCUACCAGUAUGAUAUGGGUUAUGGCUCACUUCUACGAAGAAUGAAAGGUGAAGCAGAGAACAUACUCGACACAGACUGCGCUCUGCUAGAAAUGCCAAAAGGACCCCUCACUUUUGAAGGCCUUGAAAAAGCCAGAAGAGCACAGAACAAGUUUUUUAUUGAAAGAUAAUUUGUUCAUACAGCAGUGCUACAGAGAACAAGGACACAUAUUUGUAAUCAUGUUGCUGACUUUAAUAUGAUGAAAUAAUCAUGCAUAAAACCCCUUCAAAAGAGCUAGAAGCUUCCCAUUAAUCAGGCCAUUGGUGAAAAAGGUUGAGCGGGGAAUGAUUGACUGGCUGCUCCCCCUCCCCCCUUAGGUCAAGAGUUCUCUUUUUGAUUGGGGCUUGCAUGUAGUGGUGGCUGUUUGGAUCAGAGGAGCUAUUAUGCACAUAGAAACCCACUUGGAUCUCAGUGAAAAUGUGUUUUUGAGUGUUUGUAUUUGGUCAGAAUACAACGUACUUUGUGGAAACAAAGCAAUUGGCCUUUCCUCUGUACUUGCCUUUUUAUUUUUAUGGGUGCUGCAGAACAUCUUCCUGACCUUGUAAAUGUCAUAAAUGCCUUGUUUUCAGUUAAUGAAUUACAGUGAUUCUCAAACGGUAUUUGCCAACUCCUUUGAGGACUGUGGGGAACCUGGAGGGAGGAUGCAAACUACUAAAAAGAGAGAAGAUCCUGGAGCUCCCCUGCAGACAAGACUUGGGUAAACUAAACACACCCCAGUAAUAGAUGCCUCUAAUCCACUUUAGAGUUGUGCAGGCUCCUGUCAUUCAAACCUUCUACUAAUGACCUCCCUGUGUUGACUCAACAAGUGGAGAGCAGGAAUAAGCACUUCUGGAAAGCCACAUAUUCAGUCACAGAGAGGGCGCAUACAUUUAGAUACCUCCUCUGUGAACAAGGUGGGGCAGUGUGCUUCCUUCCGUCCACUCACAUGUAGAAGUUUGUAAUGAGGUUUGGAAAGAACUGCAGCUUUUUUGUGUUUCUGUGCAUGAGGCUUUGGGAAGUGGAUCACAGAUAGGGGCUGUUGUUUCUCAUUGAAUGUCAGUGUGGAAUUACUACCCCAGAAGAUUCCCGCAUUCAAGCAGGAGGCUAUAUGCACAAGACUGCUUUUUUGCAUACUCACCUUUAGCAUGGAUUAGAGACGCUAACGGAAAAGGGCCCUUUCUGCACAUGCUGUUUAUCAUAUAUGCCAAAUGGUACUUUUUUCCUUUUUACUUCCACACUUUUUUCUCUGUUUGGUUCUGAAAAUGUUUCAUUCAUUUUUCCUCUGUGGUUUUCCAAAGCACUUUUAGUGCUAUGUUUUUUAUGUUUCCAAAACAGCUUCCCUUAAACAUGUGAUCAUGUUGGAACAGUCUUUACUUCUCCACCCCACCAAACACAUGGUUCUUGUCCAUGCCCCCAUGUAGUUGCCCAACCUCUCCUUCACUCAUUUCCUCCUCCCCCUCCUCCUCCAUUUUUGAAAAGAUUUUUAAAAAAUCUUUGUCUUAUUUAAUUAGUGAAGCAACACCGAGGCAGACACACAUAAGCAGGGCAAUUGGACCAACUUCAAUUGGUCAAUUUCAUAUAGAACUCGAAAUGGAACAUUCAAGCACAGAUACAAGCAAUCAGGGUUGAUUUUUGGGGUGUAACGUUAGGGCACAGACACAAACAUCAUCUCUGUUUAACAGGUAUGCCCGUGCCAAAUGGGGAAAGACAAGGCUACAGAGUAUGUAUUAUUGCAUUGCUGUUAUUACAAAAGCAUUUGCUCUCAAUGUAUCAUGCCAGUGCUAGCAGAUACCCCAGGAAGAUCAGAUCAGUUCAAUACUUCGCUCCUUCUUUCUGAUCUUUCCUUGGAAAAAUCCUGUGUGCAUAAAAAGCCUAUAUGUUUAGAAAGGAUUAAAGUUCAAAUUGGAGAAAAGUUUUCACAUUAAACGGUGGGCAGGGGUUGAAAAGCAAGAUUAGAACGUUAUGGGUUGUAUCAAGCAAUAUGUGAGUGAAAAGGAAAAUGUAUUUAGUGUAGUAGGGCAAUGGUUGCAGCAAUACAUAAUGCAAGACUGGGCAGGAUGCCGGUUAGCCACUGAACUUUUUCCUUGGCCCUGAGGUGUUCCUGGCUGGACAGUGGGGCUAGCUAAUCCCCAUUGUGUCACCCUAAGGUGAUUUAAUUAGUGCUCUGAACAGAUCAUUGUUAUCUGCUCUCAUCGCAGCAAUCAAUCAGUAUUCAAGAGACUAUCCCAGGCAUUCUUUUGGGUCCUGAUUACACAUCUAGCCUCUCCUAUAUUUUUGUUGGACCCCUGAAAAAGCUAUCAAUUCUUUGUCUCAGGCUUUCCAGCCAGCCUACCUCAUACUGCCUCAAGACCCAUUUCUGGGUAUAAAUAUUGGUCCUUUGGUCACUCAUUGUGUGCGUGUGUUCUGGAUCCAUGUGCUCGACCCCAUUUGUGUGGGGGCUCUUUUGCUCCUGAAAACACAAGUCAUUCUCCUUUCCAGCAUUGCUUCCCCAGGUCAUCUCUUCAAAACUGGUAACUAUUGCCCAUCCCUGAAACCCUAUCCAACGCCAUUCUUCUCUUAGCCAGGUCUUGUAUACUUAGUGUGUGUAUGCUUGUAUACUUGUAUACUUAGUGUGUGUAUUGUUUAAAAUAUAUUCCUUGUUUUCAUUCUUUUAUUAUUAAUAAAACUCACUUGUUAACCAUU